AUAAGAAAAAACGGGCCGUAGUUUUGCCGCUCUGUGUCUGCGCCUCAGAGCCUGAGGUGGGGUGAACACUGUCGAGGAGCUUUCUAGUCAGAAGACACAAGGGGGAAGAGACAGAGGGAGUAGAAACGGGAGGGAGAGAGAGAGAGAAAAGGGAGGAGGUGACAUCUCUGGGAUCUUUUUUUUCUUUCUUCCCCCACUUUUUUUCGGAGGUUACCUCAGGCUUGAACCUGUGGUCGCCCUAUAGAAAGGAAGGUUGAGGAAGCCGCCUCUAAAUCAGAGGGAAGUACAUUAUAUCUGUGGUGGCAUGCGUUAUCUGCUGUUUCACUCCUUUCUUUAUUAGGGCUUUCUAAAACUUCUUUUUUAUCCACUUUAUUCCGGAGCUUGUCAAGCUCCCCUCCAGGAUCCAAUGAUUACAGGGCAGCUGAGCAAGCCGCUGCUCUCCCUGCGCAGCGACAUGAGCGCGGCAGAACUCCGAGCGGACGACAAAGUGGCCACCCCAGAGAGCGAUUUGAACGACGAGCCCCUGCUCCUGCCCUCUGAGGCCACGGACAGAGAGGGCACUCCCAACAAGCUUUAUGGAAUUCGUGAUGGAUCCGUUCAGUCUGAAGCCAGCAGCAGUCCCUGUGAGCAGAGUCAACUGGGCCAGUCUCACCCAGGAUACCCGCUCGGUCCACAGUCUCUCCUGGUGGCCCAACAACUGGCUAACGCGGUGGGUGGCGUGAUGUCCGGGGCGGCGCCAGGCAUGAACCAGCCCAUCCUCAUCCCCUUCAACACAGGCGGACACCUCGGUGGGCAGCAGGGCCUGGUGCUCUCCCUGCCCACAGCCAACAUCCAGAGCCUGGUGGCUGCCGCCGCUGCAGGGGGCCUCAUGACGCUCCCCCUACAGAACCUGCAAGCUACCUCAUCACUGAGCUCCCAGCUCCAGCACCUGCAGCAGCUCCAGCAAAUGCAGCAGCACCACCACAACCAGCAGCAGCAGCAGCACCAUCAUCAUCAGCAACAAACCCAUUCCCACACCCAGAACCAGCUGCCAUCCCAACACCACAUAACCCCACCCAGUCAGCAGCAGACCUCCGUGCCAUCUCCAGGUUCCACUUGCUCCUCCACCUCGGGACAGCCGCAGCAGUCCCCGCCGCAUCGGCCCAACCAGUCGCCGGCCCGCAGCCUUCCCUCCCCUGUCACCCCUCCCAUGCCUCUGCCGCUGAACCCUCUGGCCAGCCAGGCGGCGGCAGCGGCAGCGGCAGCCAUGGGGUCCAUCGCUGGCUCUCAGGUGUUCGGCAACACCCUCUCGAACCUGCAAGGGGCCACCGGGCAGCUCGUCACCAACGCACAAGGACAGAUAAUUGGAACAAUUCCACUGAUGCCCAAUUCUGCAGGGCCCUCCAGCCACUCAGGGGGUGGUAACCCAGCACUGCAGGUACAGCCAAUUACACCUCAGCUUCUGACCAACGCUCAAGGCCAGAUCAUCGCCACAGUGAUCGGCAAUCAGAUCCUGCCUGUCAUCAACACCCAGGGAAUCACGCUGUCACCAAUCAAGCCCGGACAGCAGAUGCCUCAGGCGCAGCAGGGUCAGACGGGCCCCGCAUCGUCUCAAGCCAGCCUGCUUCACAUGCCCCACAGACAGAGUCCUCUCCACCAGCCCUCUUCCUCCUCCUCCACCUCCUCCUCUUCCUCAGCUCUCAGCGUAGGGCAGCUGGUUAGCAGUAAGUGUCCCACACAACUCACAAAAAUGAAUCGGAGAGUAACGUGCAGAUUACUACAGUAUGACUGAAACAACCAGUUAACUUAACCAGUUGUAGUUUUUUUUAUCUGUGGAUUAAUCUAUUUCUGCUGUUCCUCUGGGCUGCUGCAUCGUGUCUGAGAGUAGGACCAAAAAAUAAAUAAUAAACUAUAGUGUUUGUGUUCAUCAUUGUGGAGGAACAUGUCAGCUAGUGUGACAGUGUUGUUUGUUGUGUUUUUAUUAGUUACUGGAUCACAAUGGAGCUCUAUGUCACAGAGGAACAAGAAAUCUGGUUUUGGC
This is a messenger RNA of Austrofundulus limnaeus, 2020 nucleotides long. It is a transcript of the gene pou6f2, whose product is annotated as POU class 6 homeobox 2. Bases 407 to 1771 code for a protein of 454 amino acids. The record is from RefSeq and is a predicted model, not a curated record. The transcript is spliced from 8 exons. NCBI's taxonomy places the organism in Eukaryota, Metazoa, Chordata, Actinopteri, Cyprinodontiformes, Rivulidae.